Nasonia vitripennis (jewel wasp) is the source of this 4485-nucleotide messenger RNA. RefSeq lists its product as uncharacterized. The transcript is spliced from 3 exons. Lineage: Eukaryota; Metazoa; Arthropoda; Insecta; Hymenoptera; Pteromalidae. The record is from RefSeq and is a predicted model, not a curated record. Bases 178 to 3243 code for a protein of 1021 amino acids.
AGACGAUGUCUGGCGGCAGUUUGGCCAGCGCCGCCGUAGUAGCCGAUAUUCGCGCGCGCUACGCAGUCGCGCGUGUAUCAGCGCCGCGUGAACCACCGACAGUGCAGCCUGCAUAUAUGAAUGCUUGAUCGCGAGUGAUAAAGCCGCAUCGGCUUGUGUUGUGAGAGAGAAGAGAGGAUGAUGGAGGAGGACGUACCCGGCGAAUUGGGCUUAGCGAUAGCGACAACCUUCUCCGUAGCUACGGAUGACGAUGUCGACGGACACGAGAUCGUCGUCAAGCAAGAGCCCCCGGAUAUGUUACUGCCGCCCGAGGUUAUAGAGCACGAGCACGAGGAUGAACACGCGAAUGAGGAUGACGACGACGAUGACAGGAUGUUCGAGGACGAGGCACAGGUCUUUCCCGAGGACUCGGACAUUGUCAUGCAGAGAGCUGUCUCUCCGCCGACUUAUGUCGACCCUACAGAGGAAAGAUUUCAAGAACUCGCAUUGUACUACAAGGAGAAAUUCCAACUGCCAGAUGUGACAGUUGCUUUGGAGAACUGUGACAAGAUCUGGAAUACCAUGCAGAUGAUAAAGAAUCUCCAGGAAUGCACAAAAGAGGAAGACAGCUCUGAUGUUUUGCCAAAGACUUCUUCUACUAGCGAAGAACCAAAGUUGAUACCUUAUCAGCCCAGCCUGGGAAAUGACAAUAAAGCCCUGCCUGAUUUCAGAUUCUCAGUGAAAAGUAAAAGGAAGUUAUACCAUUGUGUAACUUGUGGAAAGGAAUUUCUUGACAACAAUCAUUUGCAUCAGCAUGCAAUGCAGGAGCAUGGAAUUUAUGUCAAUCCAAAGAGAAUUUAUAAACCAAGAGCUGAUAUGAUUGCCAAGGUAGUAUCACCACUGGCUGCUAGUUCCGGCAAAGUUCAAAUCAAUGAGACUGUGAGUCCUGUAGCAUUAAGACCACAAAUACAGACAAUAAUCCCUGUACAUGCUAUGCAAGCAGUUGAAACAAUGCAACAAUCCAUAGAGCCAAUGAUAACAGAUAAUGACAUGGUUCCAAGUACUCCAAUUGUUAAUGAAGUGAAAACCGAAGAAUCUCAGGUUAAAGAAGUUAAAGGAAAUCUUGGUCCUGUAAAAGAAAAAAUAAAGUGUGUUCUCUGCAAACGACUGUCUACUAAUAUUGUUUCCCAUAUGAGAAACUACCACAAAGUAGGCUGUCUUAGUUCGAUAAUUACUCAGUGUGAAAAAGUUGUGGAUCCUCCUCCUAAUUCUUCAGCAGAGGAAAUCGCUCCAGAAGAGAGCGAAUCCGUGAAUGUUCCUGAGGCUGCUCCGGUAGACAAAAACGAAUCUUUGCCAACUACUGUAAGGAAGAGAAAGCGGAACCAUCCUCGCUGGACUAUUCAUAAAAAAAAGAAGUAUUCUAGCUUACCUGUACAGAAUUUCAAUAAUGGUCCUUUCCAAUGCCUUGUAUGCUUAGGCUUAUACAAAACGACGAAAAGCUUUAGUUACCACAAAAAGCUUCACAGGAUGAGAGGUGAAACACCUGAAAAUUUUGAUCCAUCCAAAUGCAGGUUUUUGAAUUCACCGCUAAGGCUAGCAAAAGGAACACAGUCUUCUGCAGAAGCAAUAGCAAAUCCAGUUUCUAUACAUAAAGAGCCUUCGAAAUUACAAAAAGCAAUAACUGAUUAUAUGGCUAUGCCAAGAGAAGUUGCAAAGCCUGAUUUGGUAAAUGAAGAUACAAAUAACUCGGAAAGUUCAAGCUUGGAUGUAGAUAACGAUAAUCCAUCAGAGCGACCAACUUGCGAAUGUGGUCGAUCCUUUAGAAGCUCUUACACAAUGUUCUUGCACAAAGCCAAAUGCAAAAAACCUAUGAAAAGUUCCAACGACGCAGAUUCUGGUCUUGGUAUUAGUAUUAAAAUUAAGAAGAAUAAAAAUGACUCAUAUGAAGUUGUGCCAAGAAAUACUCCAACUGAAGAGUGUUAUAAAGGGCCCAGCAAGGACAGCGACGCCUCGUCAAAUGACUCUGGAAUGGCUUCUGUUGAUCUUAAUAAUCAAAGAGUGGAUGCUUCUGACCCAUCACAAUUUAAUAAUGAGAAUCAUACUGUUUUGAAAAUAAGAGCAGCUGAGGAUGAUGAAGAAGUGGAUAUCGAAGAUGAUAAUUCUAAUCAUAGUAAUUUGAACAACGUCAUUGAAUCGCAAAUUCCACGAGAUCCGGUAAUCUUAGAUACAGCCGAAAAUGACGCUCUGUCUGUAAAAGACUCUACGAAAAAUCAUAGUAGUGUGCCGACGUUAAGAAGCCUGUGCCAAAAAGUAUUAGCAACAUCAACUAAACAACAAGAGCAAGAUUUGCCUAUAUACAGAUGUGAAACGUGUAAGACUUACUUCCAGACUAAAACAGAAGUUAUGGAUCAUGCGAAAAAAUUGAAUCACGAUCCUAAAAGCCAUUGCCCGUGUGGCAAAGAUUUCAAGAAUUUGAAAUAUUACAAUGUACACGUGAGAAGGUUUCAUCCGACGUUAUUGAAAUGCAGUUACUGCUCGACUAGCUACGAUAGAAUUGAAAAGUCGCUUGAACACGAGUGUAGCGUAACCGAAGGACCGGCAUUCAUUGAACCAAUAAUCCAAACCACAUGCUUACAAUGCAAAACUUUAGUAGAUCUUGGGGAAUCAUUUGACAAACACAUGAAGACCCACAUGGUUGAUUCGACAUUGGUUUACCAUUGCUUCAAGUGUGAUUUAAAAUUUGAUAAUUCCCAUCUGAGAAGAAUGCAUUUCGAUAGCAAACAUGGAUUUUCUCUGUGUCGCGUUUGUGGUAAACUUCUGCAUAUAGAUCACAUUUACGAACAUGAGGCAUACCACGAUGGAUUAGGACAUCCAUGUCAUAAAUGCAGAAAAACGUUUUCCCUAAAGGCACAACUUAAAAGGCAUAUUCAAAAUACCCACGAGCCUCAUGUGAACAAAGUCAUAAAAUGUAUGGUUUGUUCAAAAAGUUUAAAGUUGAAAAAUUUGAAAAAGCAUGUGAGCGUACAUCUGCACACAGAGAUUUGCAGAAAAUGCAACAAAUGCUUCAAAAGUUAUGACGAGGAAAAAAAUUUAGAAGAUCACAUAACUUCUGAUCAUCCUACCGAUUAUCCUACAUUAACUUGUGAUACUUGCAAUGCUGCUUUCAUUUCCGACGAAAGGUAUAAAGAACAUUGUCAAAACGGGUCUUGCAAAUCCGAUUUAAAUAACAAAUUGACUCUUGUACAAAACGCAACAAGUAAUUAGCCUUUUUUACGAAAUUUUUUAAUUUGGUUAGUAGUUGAGUAGAGCCGAAAAGCAAAACGAUGCUUUUUCAUAAUUAUGAAUUUAUUUGUAAGUUUAAAUCGGUUUUUAAACAAACUGAAACCUUUUAAGAAUAUCAACAUAACGCUUUUUUAGUUAAUAAUUCUCUAGCAGUUUGACCAUUGAAGACAAAAUGUAAAACAGUGAGUAUGAAGUUCACGAUAAAUAAUCACUUACAUAAUUCAAAAUUUCAAAAUGCCUUUGAAACUUCAUACAAGUAACUGUUUGCAUAAAUUCGAUUAUGUGUUGAGCAUUUACGAAAAUCAACUGUAAUGUUAAGAUUCAAAGUUAAAUUGUUUGAUGUGUGCAAAUACAUGCACUGUCUUAAUCUGAGUCAUCCUUACAUCUACGAAAAUUGUAGUGAAACGCAUCAUUGAAUGUACGUGUAUUGUUAAAGUUUAUAACUAACAUUCGUUGCUAGAUUAUCGACUAAGAACAUCGCAACAAAAUGUAUUUUCGUUACGAACGAGGCGUAGAAGUUGUCAAAGUUGCGGAAUCUUACGAUUGUAAAUAUUUUAUAUUUUUAAGACGUAUUAACAAGGAAAUAGAGAGUACCGAAAUAGUCUACUGACUCGAAUUUCUACAUGUAAAUUUUUACUUCUGCGUUACCGUUUGUAACUCAUUAUACGACUUGUCAAGUGACUUGUUUCAAUGCUACAGGGAAAACCGCGCAAGCAAGGAUCCAACAAACGAUUGUACUAGAAUAACGCCAUCCAUGCGAAUUUUUAAGCCACUACGACGAUGCUUAGUAUAAGGAUACGGAACAUAGUUAUACGGUAAAAUGUAAGCGUUUGUUAGAUCCUCCUUGAGAGUGAGAGUGAAUGAAACCGCGAUGACGCGAGCAACAAGUAUUUAUGUUCAAACGAGGAAUUGUACGUUGGAAAAUUUGUAAAAAUUAUGAAUAACGAUGAUAAAUCAAACGAGUGUGCAGGUGACAAAACGAAGCGCGUGAUAGUGAAAAAUAUUUGUUAUUGUUUACCUACGAAUCCAUUGGCAGUAUGAAUUGCUAUUUACUUUUACUUUAACAGUUAGAUAGUGUCUAAGAGUGCUGAUUUGGUCGCCGACUAAAAACGGACGACAACCGAUAAAUAUGACAAAGCCAAGCGCCUGAAUGUAAAUUACGAACAACUUACUGGAUAUUAUCAUUUUUAAUAAAAAAUCUGCGUGGAAAACCCGAUGAAAUAA